GAGCAGACGGCAGCGCGCUGACAAGCAACAGUUGCCGUCGUCGUUUACGUCGGGAACUGCCGUCUGCUGCUGACGCCGUCUACUAUUCACUAUUAGCCGCCCAAAAAGUCGUUUGUUGUCACAGUGCGCUGUAGCUGCUGCUUCGGAAGCUCAGGUGUAUGUGCUUAGGGGAAACCUCAGCGAAUAGACCGCCCAUCAUCUGUUGCAAGCGCACGCUCGGAUCGAGGAGACGUCGACAGCGCUCGGACUGUUGCGGGAUUCCUGGCACGUUCUGCUGAGAAAGUUUUCCCCCAUCCGGCAGCAAGAAUGGCGGCGCCAGUUUCGAGCGAUGAAAAUUCUGAGAAGUUCAUUUGGGCCAUCAAGAACGGAGACCUUGACACCGUGCAGGAAUUUGUUGAGUGCAAGGGAAUCGAUGUCAACCGUCUUCUGGAUGAUGGCCGACCUCCAUUACACCACGCCGCGGACUAUGGACACACUCAUGUGUUGAGGUAUCUCCUCUACAGUGGCGCUGACGUUAAUGCUGAGGACAAAUACGGGAUAACGCCUCUUCUGGCCGCUAUCUGGGAGGGUCACACUGAAUGCGUUACUUUGCUCUUGAAUAGGGGUGCCUCCGUUACGGACAAGAAGACUCCCGACGGAUUGAGCUACUUGGAAGCAGCGGAGAAGCCCGAAAUCAAAGAGUUGUUGUCAGUGUAGCCCACAGGUAGCAGAUCGCCAGAUGGAUCGACGACCGUCAGCAAACCGGCGGAAGCGAUCAGUAGAUUACAAAUCAAUUAGAAUAAUUUGCCCAAGUCAAUCGAGAAGCUCGAGAUUUGUGUACUUUAAUUCCCGCACAGUAUUAUCGCUCUCGAGUUCGCGAGACUGUUGGAACACCCGAUCCAAAUAGGAUGUUUUAGAAGGAUGUUCCCACCUCUCUGAUCAAUCAAGCAAGUGUUCGCUCCGACAGGCGUCAGUUCUCACCCGUGGAUCAUCGUAAGUCCCGGUGUCCCACGCGGCCGACAGUGCGGAAUCCUUCCCCUCUCUAACCCGGUCCAUAAUAUAUACAUAUGUACCUACUUCCAAUAUCGAGUUUCGGAUAUAAUCAACAUACGGAUACAUGGUCGAAGCAGUAUUGGCCUUUGUACUUAGAAAUGUCGAGGGGAGAAUUCGGAUCGUCUUGUCUUCUGAACCGGAAAGAUUUCGCUCAUUCGGAGCGGUUGUGGAAAAAUCGUCGAGGUACCUGAAAACAGAAGAGCUUUACCUUUUCCUACCGAACGAGAA
Molecule: messenger RNA, 1260 nt
Organism: Galendromus occidentalis (western predatory mite)
Lineage: Eukaryota; Metazoa; Arthropoda; Arachnida; Mesostigmata; Phytoseiidae
Product: myotrophin
Exons: 4
Coding region: 307-696 (129 amino acids)
Biological process (GO): protein K6-linked ubiquitination
Cellular component (GO): BRCA1-A complex; BRCA1-BARD1 complex
Molecular function (GO): ubiquitin-protein transferase activity; protein binding
Source: RefSeq, a predicted model, not a curated record